AUCAUCAACAUGCAUGGCAUUCAGUUUCAAAAGUGUUGCCUAAAAGUAAGAAAAAGUAUAAUCACAAAAUUUGUCAAAAGAGAUUGAAUGUUUGUUCCAACAUGAAACAAGUAACGUUUUUGGAUCUUACCUAUAACCUUCCCAUGUUAUAACCUUUGUUAGCAACGGCGGAAUGUAGACUAAUUUAAAAAUAAAAGUUAUUACAUUUUAAAUAUAUUUCCGUUAGGUAUGUUGCAAUUUAAUCAUCAUUGUUAAAAAAAAUAAUAAUAUUGGUCUUGUAGCUCCGAACCCAGCCAGCUCUUACCAAUUUACUAGAAAUGAUAUUUUUAACACUGUUUAAAUAUGGUUUUCUUUGAAGAUAAUCUUAUUUAUCGUAAAUCUUCCCUUCAGUAUCGUUACCUGAUACUUUGGAAGGUUUUCUUGUUAUGAGAAAGCAUUCUGCCCUUCCCAGUGAAAUAAGGAACCUGAAUAAGGAUAUAGUAGAUUUCCAAAACAACUACAAAACCUUAACAGAUGUACAUUGUGGGUCAGAUUGCUACUGCAGGAAAAAAGGCAACCAUAAAGUAACUAAUAGUUUAUAUCACAAACAGUGUAUUACAAUGAAGAAACACACCCUAAAUGCUACUGUUCAGAAAACUGAUAUAGUUCACCCUCGUCGAAAGUGCAAUGAGAGAAUUAAUGUAUUUAAUAUGAACAAGGCGCGUGUUGAAGUUUCCGUUAAAAGGCCGCUAAAAGAAAGAAUAAUUGAUGACAAGGUAAAGACUGAUGGUAGUAAGCAAGUUGUAAAAUUUAUUGAUAAAGGUACUGAUCCUAUCACAAUUGUAGAGCCCAAAGUAUCUACAAAACAGUCAUGGAGUGAUAUACUUAGUGAUAGAUCAAGGACCAAAGCACCACAGUCCUCUACAUGUACACAUCAUUUGGGAAUCCAAGACAACAAUCGCUAUUCACCUAAGUCUACAGAAUGUCAUAAGUAUCAUGCAUCUAGUAGAACUUCUUCUCCAGUUUCUAGCUAUAAAAAUCCUUCAAAAGUUAUAUUUAGGGAUAAAGGAACGCAGUCAUUAGAUGAAAUUACAAAAGGAGAUUUGAUUCCUGUCUGCUUACCUCGCUUACCAACAGAUUCCAUUUCUAAUCCCCUCAUCUCACUCCAGGCUCUUAUCAAAGAGCUUAAGGAUUUUAAAAGAAGAGUGUUGAAUCAGAAAGACUAUAAUGUUAUCUGUUGUAUCAUUUCUGAAAUGGAAAUUGCUUUGAAUGUGCUUAACAAACAAAGCAAGCCUUCGUCUGCUUACCACAAAUCUAACAAAAACUCUGAAUACCAGUCUAUGGAAUCAAAUGUUAAUUCGGCGAAGUCACAAAAGAAUGAAAAGUGGUAUAAAAGCCUUGAAGAUACAUGUACACAGCUUAAAAGUGCCUGCCAGCUACUUGAAGAAACAUGUGAAAAACUGCGUUUUGAGAAAGAUCAUGUCACUGAGAAGUUUUUUGAGAAGAGUAGGGAGGUUGAGAAUUGUCUUAAAAGAGAGCUUGAAUACCAGGCAAAGCUGUCACAAGUUUCACAGGAAGCUAGCUCAAUGACGCUCCAGAUUGACCAGUACUCGAAAUCAGUGGAGGAGCUCACCUUCCAUGUACGGAAGUUGCAAGAGGAGAACAGGGAAUUAGAGAAAGCUGAAGAGGAGAAGGUACAGCUCCAUGCACAGCUGAUGGAUGCUUCCAGAGAAAAUGAUAAACUUAAUGCAGAAUUACAACUACUGACACUGGAACAAGAAAAGAACAAAGUUCUUCUGGAUAUCAAGGAGAAAGAAAUGGAUAAACUAAGAAAACAAAUUGUGAGCAUCGGUGGACUGGUCUCAGCUAAGAUGAAUGAUCAUGCAAUGAGAGGCGACAACUUUCAGUAUAGCGCACUUAGCUCGACUAUUGGACUCUUAGACUUAAACCUCUCUGAUACAAAAAAUCAAGAGAUCGCCUUCUCUUCUCCAGAUGGAUCCAUGACAUCACCUUCCAAGUCAUGGAAGGCUAUGUCCUCAAUCGCUCCUACCAAUACGCGGGGUGAGAUCAUUGCAAAUGCUUUAACUGAUCCUUUAAUACAGAAAGGUGAGAAUGCAAAAAUAAUCCAGAAGGGUGAAACGCCGCCAUUGGAAUCAAUAAAGCAUUUGAAGAACGAGUUACGUGAACUUUUCGCUCAGAUGAAAAAGCAAACAGAGGUCUCAGAAGCACUGCUGCUACCAGAACUAAAGGCAAACUCGGAAGUUACAGCUUGGUCAAGUAUCACUGACUCUUCAGAUGGAUAUAUCAGUAUCACAGAUGCUGAUUGUUCUAGCCAAGAUACUUGAUAGGACAUCAAUCAGAAUUGUUCAUCCUAAAGUUCUUGUGAUUUUGAUCAUAAUAUUGCAAAAAAAUAAAUAAUUAAAAAUAUUAAUUAGAUAGUUAAAAUGUAAUAAAAGGAGACUAAUCUGACCAAUAAUGUAUUAUAUGGAAUGAAAUCUUUACGUAUCAGCUUUGUUGAAUAUUAUUUUGUAUUUGUUUAUGAAUAGUAUUUUAGAAAAACAUUUAGGCUGAUCAACGUUUGGUGCAAGUUUGAAAAAUAUAUUUAUAAAGGUUGACCUGGAGUUUGGUGAAUCAAUAAAGAUAUUAGUUUAGUGCAAGCUAAAGACUAUGGUUAGCUGUUAAUAUUAUUAAAAUCUAGUUAUAAUUAUAAUAUAUUUUUAUUUGUGUAUACUUUUAGAUAAUAAGGAGAUAAAUGAUGUUUGAAGUCUGAUAUUAUAUUUGUGUAUUUUUAUGUCAGUAUUGUAUAGUAAAAAAUAAAUAAAAAUAAUGCAAUUUUUUUUAUGAGGUUCCUUGGAUUCGUGCAAUUAUAUGCCGUCUGGUGAUAUUUAUAUGGAUUUCCUAUUUAGAUUAAUUGGAGCAAUAAAAUGAUACAAUAUGAAGUAGAAUCCAUAAAAAAAGGGGAGGGAGUAAAAGACCAGUUAUGUAACCUCAAAACUAAUUUUAUGUAAUAAUGUUUAAAAAAACUGAACCAAUGUCGUUUUUAUUUAACUAUAAAAUUGAAUGAAUGAAAAAUGAUUUAUUAAAUAUGUAUAAAUUAUAAAUUUCCAAAAUGCAAACAACAUUUAUAAGGCAUGAUUACUCGUCUGCCUAUAAUAUAAAAUAAUUAUAAAUUAUUUGUCCUCUUUUAUUUUUAUUUUUAUCUAAACCAAACUUUCUUUGAUCUUCUCACCAUCUGGCUCUCCCUUUGAAUUAUUUAUUAUUAAUUUUUGGUAUAUAUGAAAUAUGUGUGUUAUAAAAUAUAAAUAAUUAUUUAUUUUAA
Messenger RNA from Nezara viridula (southern green stink bug), 3298 nucleotides. Lineage: Eukaryota; Metazoa; Arthropoda; Insecta; Hemiptera; Pentatomidae. The record is from the annotation of a GenBank genome assembly.